Messenger RNA from Musa acuminata subsp. malaccensis (wild Malaysian banana), 1042 nucleotides. Its product is annotated as zinc finger protein 4-like. The record is from RefSeq and is a predicted model, not a curated record. Gene Ontology annotation, biological process: negative regulation of abscisic acid-activated signaling pathway. NCBI's taxonomy places the organism in Eukaryota, Viridiplantae, Streptophyta, Magnoliopsida, Zingiberales, Musaceae.
AUAAGGUGACAUAUCCCUUCGCUAUUUCUGCAUCCACAUGCCUUUUGGUCUGCCAGCCGAAACUCUGCUUUCCAUAAUUAGGCAUUACCAGAUGCCAUCAUAUAUGCCCACCUCACAUCAUUCUCAUCUCCCCUCCUCUAUCUUCCUCUCCUCGCACCGGAAGGAGAACUUGAGCCAUGAAGCCAUUCCCCCACAGAGAAGUGCUGAGGUUACAUCUAGCUCCUUGUUGUUCGCUGAAGGAGAGCUAAAUCCUUACUCGCCAUCUCUAUUAGGCCUAAACAUGAACGGUUCCGACACAGAAGCAUCGGUAGAAGUCUUUGAAGUCAGCAGUCAAGUGGCUUCUAACAUGUGGACCCAAGAGUCUUCUUCUUCUUCCCCCAGCAAGGAGGACGCACCCAUCUCCCUCGACCUCUCCCUCACCCUCAAUGCAGAGUCCACAGCGCCGGCGGUCGUCUCGCUGUCGAGCACAAGCGAAAGCAGCAGCGAAUCGCAAGCCUUUCCCCGGCCCGACUCCCGGAGAGUCUUCUCCUGCAACUACUGCCAACGCAAGUUCUUCAGCUCCCAAGCCCUGGGCGGCCAUCAGAACGCUCACAAGCGGGAACGAACGCUUGCAAAGCGGGCACUUAGAUUGGACGCAGCUCGACACAGUUAUCCUAGCAUUGCAUCUUUGCCCCUCCAUGGCUCUGCUCUCCAUUCACUAGCGAUUAAGGCGCAUUCAUCAGCGCAUCAGAGCAUGGUGGAGUGGAGGGGGAGCCAAGGCGGUAUGCUCUUUGGGAGAGGCUUGCUUGAGCCAAGGCAAGUGGUUGUGGAAGAUCAGGAUGUGGAUUUUCAUUGGCCUGGAAGCUUUGGGCCAAUGACAGAUUCAAGGUUUGAGCGAAUUGGGAGCUCAGAUUUGGUAGCAGUGGAUCACCAGCCAGUAGAGGAUCCUGAUCUUACUCUCAGGCUCUAAGUGUUCGACGCUGGCAUUUUUGCGUGACGGUGUUGUAGAACGAACACAUUGUUUUUCUUGAUGUCAUGCAGUGAGGAAUGUGAUGGUUUGUAA